This is a messenger RNA of Gossypium raimondii (Peruvian cotton), 867 nucleotides long. RefSeq lists its product as hypothetical. The transcript is spliced from 2 exons. Lineage: Eukaryota; Viridiplantae; Streptophyta; Magnoliopsida; Malvales; Malvaceae. The record is from RefSeq and is a predicted model, not a curated record. Bases 123 to 758 code for a protein of 211 amino acids.
UUAAGUGAGCCCAGUCCAAUGAUAGGUUUUAUUUAGGCCCUAAAUUAGCCGACUCCGCCUCCUUUAAAAUUCACGGCGGAACAUCUCGUCGACCGUAAAAACCCGCCUUAAAAUCAACGGCCAUGUUUUUACCACCACGUGCAACCGUAAUAUUUUUCAUCCUUCUCGCUGUGACCAUCCCGGAAGCCGUUGAUUCCCUUUCUUAUUCUCAAUACAAAACCUUAGUCUCCCUCUCCCAAUCUCUGCUAACGCGCGUGUCCAAUUUACGAUCCGCACGCGGGGACGCGGAUGGCUCGAACCGCGCGAGGCUCAUCGCCGAGAAGCUGGAGCGAUGGCAAGGGGUAGGAUUUUGGGGCGCGGCGUGGUCGGUAGGAUGGGACUACGUUUGGAACUACGCCUGGGGUAGCGAUUUGGAUUACGCGGAAAUCUUCGGCGUCGCAUCGGAUUUGAACCAGUUAGGUAGGGUGUUAGGCGAGUUGACUCGGUCUAACUCGGAUAUGGAGAGGGCUAGCUGGGUUGCUGGAAAUUACAGAAACGCCCUCGCGAUUUCGAAUCGGAUUUUUAACCGCCUUCUCAAAGUCUUUAAAAAAUCGGGGGCAUUAAGGGAAAUAACUGAAACGAUGCAAAGAGAAGUAUUGGAAGGUGGUCUACUUAGGGACUGCAUGGAAUUAGGGAGCAACGACUUGAAAGGAUUGAUUCAAAUUUUCAAAGAUUUAGCUUCACAGUAUUCUACUUCUAAUCACUCCCAAGAGCUGUGAUAUAAUCAAACAAGUUGGACAUUGAUUGUAUCUUACUGUAAUUUUUAUUUUCUUUCCAACAAUUUAGAUUAUCUCUUCGUAUGAAAUUAAUUCAAAUUGGGUUUCUUAA